Molecule: messenger RNA, 5626 nt
Organism: Dermatophagoides pteronyssinus (European house dust mite)
Lineage: Eukaryota; Metazoa; Arthropoda; Arachnida; Sarcoptiformes; Pyroglyphidae
Biological process (GO): regulation of gene expression
Cellular component (GO): nucleus
Source: RefSeq, a predicted model, not a curated record
AUAUUUUCGUUUACUAGGAAAUUUUUCAAAACGAUUCAAAUCUAAAAAUUCACAAAAAUGAUUACAGAUUUGUUAACACCAUCAUCGUUACGGCAGCCAAAAUCAACAAAUACAAAACAAUCGAAUAUUGAAAAAAGAAAUCGAUCGAUAAAAAUCAAUGAUCAAAAUCAUAAACAUUCAUCGAUGGCUCCAGGGAAUCUUGUUACUGAUAAUAAUCAUUUACCAAUAUCGCCAACUAUUUCAGCUAAUACAAUGGCAUCAUAUUUAUCUUCUCUUCUUCAUCCUCAUCAUCAGCAUUAUAUUCAUUCAUUACCAACACAUUCGGAUGUUUAUUCUGAACAGUAUGCUCAAAUUAAUAAACUAUCACCAACAAUCAAUCCAUUGUUGAAUAAUCAUCAAAAAUUUAUGGAUAAAUCAACAAAUUUCGAUAUAAAUACUUCAACAUUUUUUGAACAAAUUUAUGCAAAACAUUUUCCAAAUUUACCUGACAAAUUAAAAGUUUAUUAUAAUAAUAAAUCAACAUCAAAUGAUAAUGAAUCAAUGAUGAUGAUGAUGAGCAAUACUAUUUUGAAAAAUUUUUAUAUUGCAACAUCUAUCGAUAUUCAACGUUCAACAACAUUUGGACCAUAUACAGCUAAAAUUGGUAAAAGUCGUCAACAUUUAUCGAAUGCAGAUCAAUGUUUUAAGGUAACAGAUCGUUCGGGAACAUUUUCUGCAUGGGUAGAAUUAAAAGAUCCACAAGUUUAUAAUUGGAUUGCUGCAAUUCGACAUUUAAAUCAAAAUUUAACCGAAGCUGAACAACAACUUGCCGAUAAUGAUGAUGAUUCAGAUAAUGGCAAUAAUAUUCAAUCAAAUAAAAAACGAUCAACUAUUUUGGUCGAUAAUGAUUCUUCUUAUCAUUAUAAGAAUUCUGCGGAAGAAAAAAUCAAAUCCCGCGAUGCUAACGCCAUCUUGUUAUUGUUUUGUGGACAAAUUUAUCUGGAAGUGACACGCGAUCUAACACGUGGCCAAGAAUUAAUAUUAUAUUCGAAUCAAGUUUUACUCAUACAUGAACAUGAUGUAUGUUAUCAGAAUAAUGGUAAUCGACAAACAGGAUAUCGUUAUGGUAAUGGUCUCAUUACUGGUCAAACAACGACCACCAACAAAUCAUCAUCAUCGUCCGUGGUAGCAAAUUUGAAUUCAAAUUUCGAACAGCAACAACUACCUUAUCAAAAUCAUAAUCAUCAACAACAACAUUCUAAUCAUUCGAUAUCAGAUCAUUCUAUUGAUUCUUUAUGUUCAAAUCAGAAUAAUAUUAUUGAUCAUAAAAGACAACAAAAACAACAACAACAACAACAACUUCGAUCAUCAUCAUCGAAUAGAAAACACCAUCGUAAUCGUCGAUCAUCGACUAAAACAAUCAUCAGCUCGGAUGUGGAAUCGAAAUCUGUUGGCGAUAAUGGUGAUAAUGAAUGUAAAUCUAAUGCCGAAGAAAUAGAUCGAGACGAAUUGAAAAAUCAAGAUUUGUCAUUUAAAGAUAAAAGUUGUAAACAACAAUCGGAACAUUUUGCCGAUAAUAAUAAUGAUGAUGAUGAUGACGAUGAAUGUUAUGAUGAUGAAAAUGAUGAACAACCACCAAAUGAUGAAGAAUCAAAUGAUUCAAAUGGCCGUUAUGAUGAUUCACAAAAUUCAUUGCUAGAUCCAAAUGAAAGUGAAAAUCGUGAAUAUCGUUGCGAUCAAUGUACAAAAAUUUUUCAUUGGCGUUCAAAUUUAAUUCGACAUCAAGCAUCUCAUGAUCAUAAUCGUCGUUAUUCAUGUGAAGCUUGUCGUAAAUCUUUUACUGAUCAAUCUAAUUUACAACGACACGUUCGUAGUCAACAUUUAGGUGCUCGUGCUCAUGCUUGUCCUGAAUGUGGUAAAACAUUUGCUACAAGUUCCGGUCUAAAACAACAUACUCAUAUACAUUCAUCUGUGAAACCAUUUCGUUGUGAAGUAUGUUCAAAAGCUUACACUCAAUUUUCAAAUCUUUGUCGUCACAAACGAAUGCAUGCUAAUUGUCGAUUACAAAUUCGUUGUGAUCGUUGUUCGCAAUCAUUUUCAACCGUUACUGCAUUAACAAAACAUAAACGUUUCUGUAAUGAUUCUACUUCCAAUUCUACACAAAAUUCAAAAAUAACUACCGGUGUUUUAAUUUCUCCAACAACUUCGACAACAUCAAGAAAUAGUUGUGAAAAUAAUCUUAAAAAACAAAUAUCUAAUCAAUCGAAUCAGCAGCAUAAAACUGGCAUCUCAAAUCUGUUUAAUUCUCCUAUCUUUUCAAACAACACUGAAUUGUCACAAUUUAGUGAUGAUAACAUUAAUUCGAAUUUGCUUCAAUUGUUUCAGAAUUCACAGAAUCCAACUUUUGCUUUAGCCGCUGCUGCAGCUGCUGCCAAUCCACUUCUAAGCCACCUUUUUAAUCCUUUAUUGUUACAACAAACAUUUCUUAAUGAUCAGAUUGAAAAUAAACUUUUAGACAAACAGGAAUUUAAUGAUAAAACUUCAAUUGAUGGUGCUGAAUUGAACGAUAGCAAUAAAUUGAAUAAUAAAAACGACGACGAAACAGAAAGAUCUUCAUCACGUUCUUCUUCAGUUUCAUCACAUUCUGAAGAUUCAAACAAUUGCGAAGAAAACGUUCCAUCUCUGCAUAUUGAUUCCAAACAAGCAAGUAAUUCGGAAAACAAUUUAGAAACAAAGUCACUUGAAGAAUCGAUUAGCGAUAAUCAAGAAUCAAACGAGCUAGAAAGUAUCGAUAAAAAUAAAACAAAAGUGAAAAAUUCCGACGAAGACGAUAAAGCGAUGUCGACAACAUCAUCACAACAUCAUCAUACAAAUAACCAUCGUCACCAUAAUCGUCGUUCUUCGCAAACUAGUCAUCAUCAGGACGUAUCUACCACUGAAUCAAUUUCAAACAUGUUUCCAUUUAGUUCAACAAAUACCAGUGCUGGAUCUGGUAGUAUUGCAUCUCCGAAUUUCGAUUACCGAACAGCCGCUGCAUUGGCACAGUCAAUACAAUCGAAAUUCUUUCAUAAAAACGCUACCGGUAAAGAUUCACCAAAUUAUAAUGUUCAAGAUGAACCGGAAAAAACGAAAAAGUCUACCAAUUUUUCGAUUAAUUCUUUUCUAGAUCAAACGACUAAUAAUGAUAAUAGUGGUAAAAAACAUAAUCCUGAUGAAAAGCCACUUGAUUUAAGUUCACCAUCUGGUCUCGGGCCAACUAUGAGUCCAACAUUAUUGAAACAUCAUAAAACAGGAUUGGAUUCAUUCUUACAAACAGCUGGUGCAUCAUCCAAUAACGUAAUGUUACAACAAGCAAUGGCCGCCGCAAUGUCCAAUCAACAUUUCGGCUCUUCACCAUCAUCAUCAGUAUCAUCGACAAAUGAUCAUCUCAUUCGGCAACAACAACAAGCGUUAACCGCUUUUCUUUACGGUAAUCCUGCGGCUGCAGCUGCUAUGGAUCCUCCGACAGCAGCGGCAGCUGCAAUGAUUCAACAGCAACAGCAACAUCAACAACAACAAGCACUGAAUGCACAACAAUUUGAUUGGAACCAAUUUUUGUUCGAACAUUAUCGAUUCUUGAUGGCGAACAACGCAAAUAAACCGAUGACUAAUAGUGGUAACGUAAACAAUCAAAAUGAUAAUCCAUUUUUGUCUUCAAUGGCAACAUCUACAAAAGUAUCAUCACCAUAUGGAGUAUCCGGAUCACGUGUUCCAUCAAAUCAAACAUCGAUUGCUCAGCAACAAUCAAAUUCAUGGCUUGAAUCCUUUCAAAUGAUGCAAAAACUGAUUCAAGAUCAGCAACAAAACAAUAAAACGUCUUCAAAGCAUCAACAGCAGCAAUCUUCUCCAUCAUCGAAAACGUCUUCAUCAUAUCAUUCAUCUGGAUCAUCUCCGUUUUUUGGUCCAAAUUUAUCAGCAUUUCCCGGUGUUCAUCAUCAACCACCAGCUUCACUUGUGAAUCAUAAUCAUCCACAUAGUCAGCAUCGAUACUCAAAUGGAUUUCCUAUUCAAUCUUCCGGUGCUAGCAUAGCUGGUAAUAACACCUUUACAUCAACAACGUCGAAUGUUGUGUCCACUCCGAUUUCGACAUCAUCACCAAAUUCCAUUGAUAAAUCUCCUGCAAUGGUGAAAAAAGCGGUUCCGUCUUCUAUGAAUUCGACAUCAGCAUCUAAUCCAUCGAAAGGGUCUUCAGCAUCAGCAAGGAAAUCUUCAAAUACACAACCACAACAUUCAUCGACAAAACAUCGAUACCUCAACUCUGGUCAUCAUCAUCCACAUUUGCCUACUAAAAUUGUUCCACCGAAUCCAUUGACUUCACAUCGUUCUGGUAAAGAACGUUAUGCUUGCCGUUACUGUGGCAAAAUGUUUCCACGUUCAGCUAAUCUUACCCGACAUCUUCGAACACAUACUGGGGAACAGCCGUACAAAUGUAAAUAUUGUGAACGAUCAUUUUCGAUUUCAUCGAAUCUGCAACGACAUGUCCGUAAUAUUCAUAACAAAGAAAAACCGUUUAAAUGUCAUUUAUGUGAUCGAUGCUUCGGACAACAAACCAAUCUAGAUCGACAUUUGAAAAAGCAUGAAAGCGAUCAGCAAACAUUGCCAUCACAAACAUCACAGUCAUCUCUUCCACCCACUAUGGUUGAUCCAGAACGAAUCAAAGAAUUUUUACGUUUACAACAACAGCAACCAAAUAUACCAUUAGAUGAUAGUUAUUUUGGCGAGAUUCGUUCAUUUAUGGGUAAAGUGAUGAACAAAAAUAAUAACAAUAGCAAUCAUCUUAAAAAUUCACAUUCUGCUGCAGCGGUUGUUGCCGCUAUGAAUCGUGGUGGUCAAAAUCUGAAUGAUGUUCUGGCCGCAGGUAAUCCUGCAUUGGAAACACUGCAAAAAAUAUAUCCGCUACUACCUGAUUUAACAAACGCAUGGAAAAUGAAUAAAAAAAUGAAUGGCAAUCCAUCGGAUAGCCAAAAUUACAAAAAAAAUUCUGUAGAUAAAAAAUCAAAUGGAUCAUUAGAUGGUAAUAAUAGCGAAGCAACUAUGAUCGAAGAUGAUGAUGAUGAAGAUAUCGAUGAUGAUGUUGAUGAAGAUGAAGAGGAAGAAGAAGAAGAAUGCUCCGUGAACAGUGGAGCAGAAUCAUGUUCUGUUGAUGGUGAUGCUAGUGGUGUAGAUAUUGAAUCUGAAUUAGAUGUGGAAACUGCAUCACCACAAACAACAAUUUCGUCUAAUAUUGCGACUAACAAUAAGGAAGAUGAUCAAGAAUCUUUAGUCGAUGAUGAUUAUGAUGGUGGAAAGGAUUAUAAACGAGAAAAAAUAGAUGUUUCUAAAAAGUCAACAAAAAGGAAACAAAAUUUUGAUGAUGAAGAUGAUAUAGAAAAUGAAGAAGAAUUAAUUGUUGAAGAAGAAGGAUUUGAGGAUGAAGAUAGUAACGACAAUAAAGAUUUCGAAGACAAAGACCAAUAUGCGAAAGAAGAAGAAGAAAAAGAACAAGUUAUUAGAAAAUCACCAUCUUAUCGUAAGCGUUCACGUAACAGGGAUGAUAUCAACGAUGGUCAGGAAUCGGAUAUUAAAAUAAAAAACGAAGAAAUAGAAGAAGAUCCGAUUGAAGUUUGAU